UCCAGUUCACUCCGGACAUGUUUUAUCGUCGGACAUAUCAAGGAAGCGCUUCUCAGCUGUGACCUGCCAGGUUUGAGAUGGAAAUUAGAGCAGAAUAAUGUUUAAUUUAAAGGCUUUACAUAGGAACAAAACUGUCAGAUAUGGAGUCCCAAUGCUGUUGCUGGUGGUUGGAGGCUCCUUUGGCUUGAAGGAGUUCACACAGAUCCGUUAUGAUGCACAGAGGCACAGGAAAAGGUUGGAUCCUGAACUUGAGGCACAGGUGAAUGUCAAGAGACAGGCCAACAUCCUGGAGGAGGAGUAUGAGAAGUUGCAGCAGGUGAAUCUGGACGAGUGGAAGAACAUCCGUGGUCCUCGUCCCUGGGAGGACUCUAGGGAGUACCAGGAGCAGCAGCGCAGUAGCCAGAGCAAGAUAAACUGAGCUCUGACAAUAUAAAGGACUGCAGAGGAGUAAAGAGGAGGACAGAGGAGAGCUACAGAGGAGCAUCCAGAGCCCACCACACCAGAACAGUCAACAGGACAGAGGCUGGGACUGAACUGCCUUUGCUUAUGUUGGACUGUGCAAAAAUAACUAUGUGGGUACAAAUUGACUCCAUAAAUCUUACAAAAUGUCAAGAUUACAGAGUCUAAUAAUGUGUCACCAGAAUCUAUGAAAACCUUCUGAACAAACAGACAGGAGUAAUGGCAGGUGUUUUGUCAUGUAAACCCAAUCACGUGGCCCUGGCAAAAUGAAAACAAAAUACUGAAGACUUUAUUGGGAUAGUUUUUUCUAUUCCUUUAUGAAUGUCAUUGUGAAACUUUGUGGUGUGUCCUCCAGGUAGUCAAAUGUUUCUUUUAACACUGUACAUGCAAUAGCUACCCUUAAGUAGGACCUGCUUCAAGAUAUCAAGAAGGUACCUACUUUGCUACCUACGUAAUUAUGUUGUAAUUUAAAUAAAAUAUAUUUUAAAAGUGCAUUUACAAUGCUGAAGAAAGUAUUGAUCAAAAGUAGUAAGAUUAACAGUAAACCCAGUCAAAGUGCAUUGUGACUACUCCUAUCUGCUUCUUCAAAACCAUUAUAUUUGUGCCUCCUUAAUCUAAAAGAAUAAAACUUCAUAAAUGGUCUCAUUGAACCUAAUACUGUUCAAGUCACCAGUAGAUGGCGUAUCCUCUCUCCACCACCUCCUACCUUCCACGGCCGUGUCUUCACUGAAGUAAUUUAUCUAUGUAUCAACAUCUAAAAGCUUUUUAAUAAAUUAUUUUCUUUAUUGA
Periophthalmus magnuspinnatus is the source of this 1248-nucleotide messenger RNA. RefSeq names its product cytochrome c oxidase assembly protein COX16 homolog, mitochondrial. Lineage: Eukaryota; Metazoa; Chordata; Actinopteri; Gobiiformes; Gobiidae. Bases 98 to 418 code for a protein of 106 amino acids. The record is from RefSeq and is a predicted model, not a curated record. Gene Ontology annotation, biological process: mitochondrial respiratory chain complex IV assembly. Gene Ontology annotation, cellular component: mitochondrial inner membrane. The transcript has 4 exons.